Didymodactylos carnosus is the source of this 411-nucleotide messenger RNA. NCBI's taxonomy places the organism in Eukaryota, Metazoa, Rotifera, Eurotatoria, Philodinida, Philodinidae. The record is from the annotation of a GenBank genome assembly.
AUGGAACAAAAUAAGGCCCUUCGUGCACUAUUAGUAAAAGUAAAUGAUCACUUAUCCGAUUACGAUCGUCGGCGACUACAUUUUUUAUUAACUGAUAUUAUUCCACGUCGUUUACGUGAUGAUCCAACAAUUGGAGGUACAUUAGACUUAUUAGAAUCUUUGUUCGACCGUGCUAUGAUAUCCGGACAAGAUUUUAAUUAUUUAAUUACUGCUUUUAAAGAAAUUGAAUGUUAUGAUGCUGAACAACGAUUGAGAGAACAUCAACAAUUGCUACAACAAUCACAAACAUUAAUACCAUCAACAUCGUCCAUUAUGGAAGAGUUAUGUAAAGAUAAUACAACAGAUAAAUUAUGCACAAAUUCAAAAAAAGCAAAUGAGAAAUGGAAACUUUUUACGCCUGUAGGCAUGUAG